This is a messenger RNA of Funneliformis geosporum, 699 nucleotides long. The record is from the annotation of a GenBank genome assembly. Lineage: Eukaryota; Fungi; Glomeromycota; Glomeromycetes; Glomerales; Glomeraceae.
AUUAAAUCAAGUCAAAAAAUAAUCCGUAUUGUAGGCCUUUCCGCUACGAUACCCAAUUAUGUCGAUGUAGCUCGAUUUUUAGGGGAUUAUUUUAUUUUGACGGUGGUUUUAGCCUGUUCCAUUAGAACAACAUUUUUUUGUGUCAAGUGUAAGCCCGAUUCAAUUAUUUCUAAUAACAAACUUAAUAUGAAUUGCUGGAAGAAAGUCUUGGAUCUCGUCAGAGAAAAACAUCAAAUGAUGGUUUUUGUUCAUUUACGUGAAGAUACAGUUAGAACAGCAAAAGUACUACAUGAGUUUGCAUUCUAUGAUGGACAUUCAGGAAAUAACAAAUUUAAUUUCUUGUUAAAAAAGAAAAUCAUUUCAAGCUUUAAAAGUCUUACUUACAUUAAUAAAAUAUUAGAUUUAUUUGAUGUGUCUACUCUCAAAGGUUAUAGUCUUGAAAUGCAAGAUGUUAUGGAAUCAAGAAAUAAAGAUUUAAAAGAAUUGUUUCAAUAUGGUCUUAGUAUUCAUCAUGCCGGCAUGUUAGAAGCUGAUCAAUCAAUGACAGAGCGUUUGUUUUCCGAAGGAUUUAUAAAGAUCUUUGGUAGAGCAGGUCGUUUCACAGAUAAAAUGGUUGACAAUUUGAAUGCAGAGAUUUCACUUGGCAAUGUGACAAAUAUUGAUGAAGGAGUUCGAUGGCUGGGUUAUACGUAUCUAUUU